Messenger RNA from Bemisia tabaci, 1784 nucleotides. Its product is annotated as zinc finger protein 706. The record is from RefSeq and is a predicted model, not a curated record. Lineage: Eukaryota; Metazoa; Arthropoda; Insecta; Hemiptera; Aleyrodidae.
CAUUAGGAAAAAUUUCCCGCGAGUUGCGGAGUUACUUCUUACUUUCCAUUUCGCUGAAUCGCUUUUGCCGAUGAUUCCGUAUUAGUUUGUGUCGGAAAAUUAAUUUUCAAGUAUCUAAUCUUUAUCAACCAUCUGCAUCUACCAUCUCAUUGUUUCCUGAGUUUCGGAAGUUCUACCUCUAUUCCCCUGUCUUUUCGUCUGACCUCACAGCUUAAUCAUGGCCCGCGGUCAUCAGAAGCUUCAGUCUCAAGCCAAAGCUCAGGAAAAAGCUGCCAAAGCCAAAAAGCAGCAAGGACACAGUGCCAAUGAGCAGAAAAAAGCCGCACAAAAAGCCUUAGUUCAUGUCUGUGCAGUAUGUAAGGCUCAAAUGCCAGAUCCUAAGACAUACAAACAGCAUUUUGAAAACAAACACCCAAAGAAUGACCUGCCUGAUGACCUUAAGGAAGUUUCGUGAUACUCUAUCGGAUUGCGGUGAUCCGUGUUCUCUGAUGUCGAUUUAAGGGUGUGAUAAAAUUACCGUGUGAUUUUAUUUACCGUUUUCCAAAAUCCUCUCUUAAUUUUAUAAUUUUUUUCUAACUUCUCCUUUUACUUUAUUUUAUCUUUAUUUAUUUAUUUUUUCUUGGUUUUUUUUUUCUUUCCAAUUAUAAAUUAAGUGUCCACAACACACGAUUGACACUAGUGUGUAAGUUUUUUUUUUAUAUAAUUGUUGACUUAAUAUCUAUGUUUAAUUUUUUUGUGUUUUGGAAGCAGAACUUUAAGUUUCUGUCACAAUUUAUCAUUUUAAAGAGAAACACUUUUUUUUAGAAUAUAACUCGGUAUUAUUUCUUUUAAUUUUCUUGGGGGAAUACUUGCUUUUUCAUUUAUGAAUAUGUUUUACUUUUGGAAAAUUUAAAACAGAAAUGUUCAUUUCAAGUGUAAAUUGUUCCUCAUCUGCAAUGUUGCACUUUGUCUUCUGUCAAAGAGACGGAUACAGAGCAGAUUUACCUAUGCAUUUGAAAUUGGAUUUGCAGGUUUUGAAGAGACAAAUAAACCAGUCCCUCUUUUCUUAGGUAUUAGAAUAUUGCAGCCUGCAUGAAAGAAAAGGAAGAAAAACAAAUUGUCUCGAUUAUUAGCUUUACUAUUUUUUUUUUUUUUUUUAGUCGAUUACUUCCUUGCAGAAAUCCAUUUUGUCCAUAUUUCCUAGACAUCAGAGAGAAGAGGGCUUGUUUUUGCAGGGUAUUUGUCCACAAUAUCUGCCUAAUCGUGUACUUGCUUCAUGCCAGGAUCGAUACUAUAGUGUGAUCUUUGGUUACCAAUUUUUCCAUUAAUCUUGUAAAAUCGAUAAAGGAGUCUCUCAUGGAUCACAAUCCAGCAAAACUAUUGUAUUCUUAAAUUUUAUUUCGUCUAAGCGUCAAGGAAUUUGUACAAAUUUUUAAUUUUCUCAGGAUCCUCUUUUUAUACAGCAUUAAAGGAUAUCUCAACACAUACAUACCCUCCCCACACAUGAUAGUUGAAAAAUAGAUAGUAACAGAAAGCUUUAUUUUGCAGAGUAACUUUCGCCCAUUAUAAUUUAUAUCAUUCCCUUCUUAUCUCAGUGGUGAAGAAGUUUUAAGUCAUGAUUUACAAAAAAGAACUAGUCUUAAGUAGUCAGAAAUUCUGAAAAUAGAUGGCCACGCCGAAGUUUUUGUACACUUUCAACCAUCUUGGCAUUAAAAAUCUUCUUUCUUUGUGAUUAAAAUUAAUUAAAGCGUAAAUCAAUUUCAUAAAUCGAUAAUAAAUGUGCUAUUUUUAGUUCCGUCUCACAA